AUGUCUAAUAUGGAAAUUGUAAAAUCGAUAUCAGACACAAAGAAAAUAUCGUCAAAAGAAAUUAAAGAUAAUGUAAAAACAACCGAAAAAGUAAGUAACCGUGAUAGAUCAGAAGUAUCAUCUUGGUCAACCCAAUUGAGAUCAUUAUUUACGUGUGGCCGACCAGGAUUGAAAGAAUUUGAAUAUGAUAUUGACAUAAAUUAUGCAAUUGGGCUAUUAAAAAAAGAAGAUGGAAAUGUUAAUGUGUAUAAUCAUUUACAAGACCUUUUAGAUAAGAUAUUAUUGGAAAGGCCUAAAAAUCCACUACAAAACUUUGAAAAAUAUAGCAUGAUGCUGAAGCGUACAUAUAUUCAUAAUGAUGUUAAUUUUGAACGUGUCUUUGUGGAUAACAUAAACCGGAAUUAUUGCUUUAAGAGUUUACAAAUGUAUAAGUGUGCAUUGAAAACACAAGUUGAACAACAAAAACAAUAUAAUAAAAACAAAAAUAAUAUUAGAAAGUUAGAAAUUGAUCAACAAGAAGAGAAGAAAACUAUGAAUAAUAUUGUGCAAGUUCAGAAUCUUUGUGAAGUAAACUAUAUGUUUAAUAAAGCUGGUUUUGGACUUCCAAUGGAUGAAGCUGCAGUUAUAUAUCUAACCAUGAAUGAAAUGGCUCAGUUAAAUAAAUUUAAAAGCAUAAGGUUUUGGGGAAAAAUAUUUGGGAUAAGAAAAAUGUAUUAUGUAAUAGAAUGCAAAUGGUCGGACGCAGAAUUAGAGCGUAAACUAAUGAGAGUAAACAGUGAAAGCCAUUACUCAAAAUCAUCAAAACAUAUAGAUGAUGAUGUCACACCUGACUCACAUCGAAAAAAACCCAAAUUAAUAGAUCCAGAUAAUGCCCUAGAUACAGAUAAUGAUAUUGAAUCUGCUGUAUCAUAUAUUGAAGGUGAAAUGGCUGAAAAUUCAAUUAAUCAUUACGAUUCAUGGAUUACUUUAAAUGAUAGUGACAGUUACAUAGCAAUACCGAAAUCCUCGUCAAAAACCUUGUUACCACCAGAAAUGUUCGGAGUCGGUGCAAACAAAAAUGUAUACUUUGUCACAAAUAAAUUAAAUACCGAAUGGAUUGAACUAGAAUCGGUUAAGCCACAUCAUAUAGUUGAAGCAAGAAAAAUAAAACGAUAUUUCACCGGGAAAUUAAAAAAUCCGAUAAACAGUUUUCCAAAGUUCAAUGGUUCAGAAAAUGAAUAUCUUAGAGCUCAAAUUGCACGAAUAUCAUCGAGCACUCAAAUAUGUCCACGUGGGUAUUAUAUUAUAGAUGAAAAAGAUAAAGCAGAUUUAAGCAAAAUAUCAGACCUAAGAUCCACAAAUUCAUUAAUUUCUAGCAAAAAAAGUACGAUGAAAUUGUAUUUAAUAUUAUACAUAGUUUAG
Macrosiphum euphorbiae (potato aphid) is the source of this 1401-nucleotide messenger RNA. Lineage: Eukaryota; Metazoa; Arthropoda; Insecta; Hemiptera; Aphididae. The record is from the annotation of a GenBank genome assembly.